CGGAGAAAAAGGCGCCUGCCCAAUUCAUUGUUGAAAACGUGCGAUGGCCGGCAAGCCGACGAGUGUGAAGACGCCGCCCCCCGCUCCGGAGGACUCACCCCAGAAGCCAGGGUGCGACCUCAAGGAAGAGCGAAGGUGCAAUGACAUCAUCUUCGCCAUCCUCUACCUCGGGUGCCUUGGUCUUGUCAUCGCGCUCUUUGCCAUGUACGCGGGUGAAGUCCUCAAGUACAACGGCGACGAGUUGAAGCAGAAGCAACACAAGUACCGCUAUGCGCUUCAGAUUUGCGCUGGGAUUGCUGGCGCGUCCGUCGUCCUUUCCAUGAUUUGGACUGGGGUCAUGUUAGUGAUGGGAAAGCUCCUCAUCUGGAUCGCAGCAAUUGUUGCCAUCGUCGGCGUGUUUGCUGCGGGUAUCCUGGGCUCGUAUUUUAUGAAGGAUGGCGGUGAUGACACGUUCUUCUGGGUGCCUGCUACGUUGGGCACGUUGUUGGCGGUCAUUUUGACGAUUUACGUGUGUUGCAUCCGCCGCCGUAUCGCGUUUGCGUCAGUCAACCUCAAAAUUGCGUGCCGUGCCGUUCUAACGUACCCUGUGCUCCUCUUGAUUGCUUUCGGAAUGACAAUCGUGAUUGCUAUCUGGUGCCUUGUCUGGUCUGUCGCCACGUACGCGACGAUGAACCACGGCGAAUACAUCUUGAGCAAAGUCCCCGAGCUCAACGCAUCUGCCCAUUUGAACCCUGACGGGUACGGCACCACGCAACGUUUGAGCAUCUUCUUUGGUAUGUUGUUGGUGUUUUUCUGGACGGUCUUCGUUGUACGCAACAUCGUACAUGUGACGGUAUCGGGCACGGUCGCGUCGUGGUGGUACAACUCGGACGAAAACCGCAAACCGAUGACGAGCACGACCGCGCUAUGCCGUGCGAUGACGCUGUCGUUUGGAUCGAUUUGCUUCGGGUCGUUCAUCGUGUCUGUGAUCGAAACGAUCAAGGCCAUUGUGAUGUUCUUUCGCCACCUCGCGUCCAAGAGCCAAAACGCCGUUGCAGUCUGCCUCUUGGGCUGCCUCGAAUGCAUCAUCGGGUGCAUUAGCCGCCUCGUCCAGUACUUCAACAAGUACGCGUACUCGUACGUGGGCAUCUACGGGUUCAGCUUUCUGCGCUCGGGCAAGGAGACGUGGGAGCUCUUUGACAAGAUGGGCUGGUCGGCCAUCGCGAACGACUCGCUCAUCGACAACGUGCUCAUGGUCGGUGCCGUCAUGGUCGGGUUCACUGGCGCCGCCGCAGGCAACUGGGCCGUCAGCUACGACAAGCACCACAACAGCUCGAUGUGGACGCAGAACCUGUCUCAUCCCGCCCUCACCCUCGGUACGUCUGGGUUCUUGAUCGGGUUUGCCAUCUGCUACAUCGUGAUGAGCGUCAUCAACUCGAGCGUCGCGACCGCGUUCGUCUUGUUCGCGGAAGAUCCGCAAUCGCUCCAACGAUCGCAUCCUGAGGACCACAACGACCUCCAUGCCGCAUGGAAGGAAAUCUACCCCGUCGAGUACGCUGCCAGCAGCCAGCCGGGCGGUGCCAAGGCAGGUGUUGACGCCAACAAACCCACGCAACACGUGUAAUCGGUUCGCUGUUCCUGCGUUGAAGUAAUAAAGAGCGUGAACGUCGUGCAGACGAUGGAGAUGAAUUGUAUUGAUCGAUGUCGAGAUCAUGGGACCCACUUCUUCAGGAACUCUGCGACCUUGUGCUUGUACGUGUCGGGAAAAUCCAUCAAGUGUCCUACAUGCGGCGACGUCUCAAAGUUCACUUGGUCCACGGGCGUCCCCAACGCGGCGGCGGUGGCAAUCGCCUCUUCAACUUCCUUGGCAGUGAUGAUGAAGUCGUUGGACGAGUACAAAAACAGUUUUGGAAUUGUUGCGUCUUGGACAAUCAAUUUGGCAAUGUUUCGUUGCAAUGGGUCCGGGCCCAAUGGUCCUGCCCACCGCAAGAGCACCGCGGCGCACCCCGCAACUAAAACAGACUGUGCCAUCCAUCGACGAAAGGGGGACCUCAUGGACGACGUGAGAUCGUGCAAUGCCUUGGUCGGGGAGUCCCAAAAAGCCGCAAAUCCUUUGCCCGAGUUUGGCGAUGAAUCAAAGAUCAUUGCCGGAACACGGAAUCGUACGCCUCGAUGCCGCAGAUGACGUUCCAUGCAGUACCAAGAUAUACACCCGCCUCCCGAUAUCAUAUGAGGGAUGAUAAUGAGUUCUUCCGACGAAGAGGUACACUCCACGGCCACCCGCGCGGCCGACUUUGUGUGGAUCCAUGCAGGGGGCAGGAACAAGUGACCAACGUGUGACUCGACGACCUCCGUGCAAUAUCCCAGGCGCUGAAAGAGGUCUGCAUACUUGGUCACUCCUCGUGAAGGCGCGUGCAUCCACCCGCAGACGAGCACCAUCGGCACCUUGCCCACCAUUUUGGUCGGCACGGUUGACGAAACGUCGCACCUCUGGAAAUGCAUGAGCAUUUCGUGAUAAAUAGAAUCACAGAGUAAAUAGAGUUUGAUAGGUCUCC
Molecule: messenger RNA, 2534 nt
Organism: Aphanomyces invadans
Lineage: Eukaryota; Oomycota; Saprolegniomycetes; Saprolegniales; Verrucalvaceae
Exons: 1
Coding region: 44-1603 (519 amino acids)
Biological process (GO): transmembrane transport
Cellular component (GO): membrane
Molecular function (GO): transmembrane transporter activity
Source: RefSeq, a predicted model, not a curated record